This is a messenger RNA of Botrytis cinerea B05.10, 2335 nucleotides long. RefSeq lists its product as hypothetical. Bases 944 to 1882 code for a protein of 312 amino acids. The record is from RefSeq and is a predicted model, not a curated record. The transcript has 4 exons. NCBI's taxonomy places the organism in Eukaryota, Fungi, Ascomycota, Leotiomycetes, Helotiales, Sclerotiniaceae.
GAUGGAAGUCUCAGCAGAAACUUCCAAAUUCCAAUUCUCUCGAGGUGCUACCCACUUUCCCCCUCCCCUCGAGCAUGGUAGGUCGGAUCCACGCAGUGUGGAGAUUCUAUCGCUGAAUCUAUUCCCGAUAGGUAGUUCGGAGGAGCUGACUACCCAGCAUUAUCACUCGGACCUUGAUUUAAACUUUAUCCUUUGGAGAUCCGGACCACCCAGGAAACAAAAAGGAAGCAGCAAUAUAUCCUCAACACCCUACCACCAGAGCUGACGCCAGUACGUGGCAGUAACCCUUACUGCCUUUCAAAUCUUCAUCACAUCCAUGCUUUCUUCUGAAUUUUGAUCAUAUUUGACAUCAGAGCUGAACAUCUUGGGUUGACCGAAUGCCCGAAUUUUUGAUGUAGGAUUUUACCAAUUUCAAAACCGGCAACUAUCAUCCGCAUUGAACAAAAACUAUCCUAAAAGUUACAUCAAGAUUUUUCCAUCUCUCAUCCAAGCAUCAUUCAGAUCGAUCAAAACUUCAAUUGCUAUUUCCUCCAACGUCACUUCUCUAAGCGCACUCCCAAAAGAGUCAUUGAUGGCUUAGAUAUCUGUACAGUAGCGCAACACAUCAUUCGCUGGCUAAAUGGUGCCGUAUAAGCCACACCAAAAAUUUAUGUCAACAUCUCCGGAGAACAUCACUUUGAUACCAACAUGAAUUAUUUCCGUUUUCAAUUACAAAACUCGUGAUUUUUUUGGUGAUUCACUAUCGAUUGCCGCGCCUCAACGGUCUGGAAUGUAAAAUAUCAAAACUUAAUUUGUGCGUGGAAUGCGAUUCACGGUUUAUGGGAUCUAAGAAUGCGGGGAAUUGUGAUAUCAACAUUGACCAACGAUCUCAAAGCUCAUUGACCCUCGCCCCCCUUAAGUUAGAUAGCAGCUCGAUAUCAGACGAUAAAGAUUGCCACUUAAAAUGCUGCUCAUCGCCCCAAUAUUACAAGUCAUACUUUUCUUAUCGAUCGCGUCCUCCCUCGCUGUGUUAAGUCCAGCUGGAAGUAUCGGGUCCAAAGCGACUGCCCAGGAUGGAACAUGCGUCAAGCAAGGUGGUCUCUGUGCCCAAUCAUCUUGCUGUAAAAACUCGGGCCUAGCAUGUCGACCAGACGGCUAUGGCAUGCAUUUUUGCGAACACGAGGAAGGUAGUGCGCUUCCGAUUACCAGAUCGACAUUGGAUACUUUCCAUGAGAUUCUUCGAGCACUUGGGGGAAGGGCUUCGACGGUUUUGAAUACCUUCGCUCUUCAGUCUGAACAUCAGGAGGUUGAUGAAGGUGUUGGGAUGAAAAUAGAAGUUUCUUUGAGACUAGGUGAUGAAACUAUUACUGCGAGGAAAACUUGUAGUAAAGCCGGCUUAUCAUGCGAUUUUCACAAAGGUGAACACUGUUGCUCCUCACUUGUUUGCCACACUUCCCGAACUUCAAGCAUAAGUGAAUGCCGUCCACCUUCUGAUGUAAAGUCUGAAGACGAAGAAACUCUGAAUGUAUUGCGGAAACCAUAUCUGUCACUUGAACAGAACUUGAACUCGAACUCGAAUACAGAUGAAAGCCUUGAGCCAAAAGAAGAGAAGAAAGAAGAAGAAAGUAAGUGGGAUUUUCUAGAGGCAAUCAAAAUGCCGCCUAGACUGGACGAUAUCACCGAAUUGCCUAAGUGCAAACCAAUGAACAUGAAAUGCAACCCCAUAAGCGGCAUCAAAGUUUGCUGUCCAGACUUAGACUGCAUGCAAGUAGGCCCCGCAUACGAAGAUUUCGAAUGCAGGCAGGCUCUGGAAGAUCUGGACGAAGAAGAAGCUACCGCAUCUUCAUACAAGGAGAAAAUUGGCAGUACAUCGCAGUGGUUUCUUGAUGGGGCGAAAAGUUAGAAAUCUAUUAUAAUUGGGGAAGGAAUUGAGGGACAGAAAUGGGGAAAGUGAAAGGUCUGGCGAUGAUGAGCUUUUAUCUUACUAAUUUCGCAGUGGGAUGGUAUAGGCGAAUAGGUGUUAAAGGACAUGACAGGAAUGGGCGAAUAGAAUUCUGGUAAUGGGUAUUAGGGAAUUGUGUGUCUUUUGGAUUGAAAAGACAGAAGUUUGGGAUAUGGGUAGCUGACUGUGUGUGGUCUUGAAAAAUAAUUGAAGAUUCAAAUUCUAUACUAAGGAGCUGUUUUGAUCAAUCGUACUACAAUGGAAAAGUAAGAAGCUCGUUGUUCAAUGAAUAUUUACGAAUGAAAUCUGCCUAGCACAUCGAAUUGAGUGGGAAGUCAAAACUGGAGGAUAUGUCGACUUUUCCUAGGCCACUGAAGUCAGUUCAGCCAUUGUAAUAAUAAUAAAUGUUUACUA